UCCUUCAGUUUCCCGAGAAAACUCCUCCAUUUUGUCUCUCUGUCAAAAUAUUCAGUCGCCCCACUUUCUCACCAGGGCUUUUUCAAUAAUCAAGAGACAGAAUCGAAGGGGGGAGCGAGAUUCGAGUGGGUUUUUAGUCAUGGGGAAGGUAACUGUGUGCGCGGCGGCGGUGUUGGCGGCGGCGGCGUGCGCGGCGGCUACGCUGGUGGUGCGCCACCGCAUGAGAAGCUCGGGGAGGUGGGCGAAGGCGGUGGCGAUACUGAGGGAGCUGGAGGAGCAGUGUGGGACCCCUAUUGGGAAGCUGAGGCAGGUCGCCGACGCCAUGGCCGUCGAGAUGCACGCAGGCCUCGCCUCCGAAGGCGGCAGCAAGCUCAAGAUGAUCAUUAGCUUCGUCGACAGUCUCCCUACAGGAGAUGAGAAAGGUUUGUUUUACGCAUUGGAUCUUGGUGGCACAAAUUUCCGUGUCCUGCGUGUACUGUUGAGUGGGAAAGACAAGCCUGUUAAACAAGAAUGUGAAGAAGUUUCUAUCCCUCCUCAUUUGAUGGUGGGGUCUUCAGAUGCAUUAUUUGGUUUUAUUGCCGAAGCACUCAAGAAAUUUGUUGAUACGGAAGCUGGAGAUUUCUAUCCUCCGCCUGGUAGGCAAAGAGAGCUAGGUUUCACCUUCUCAUUCCCUGUCAGGCAGUCAUCAAUUGCAUCAGGAAGUCUUAUUAAAUGGACCAAAGGCUUCUCUAUUGAAGAUGCGGUUGGACAAGACGUUGUGGGGGAGUUGACAAGAGCCAUGGAAAGUGUAGGUCUUGAUCUGCGUGUGGCUGCUCUGGUCAAUGAUACCAUUGGAACACUAGCAGGAGGCAGAUAUGACAACCCAGAUGUCAUUGCUGCUGUGAUUUUGGGUACUGGAACCAAUGCAGCGUAUGUGGAGCGGGUGCAUGCAAUUCCAAAAUGGCAGGGUCUUCUGCCCAAAUCAGGAGAAAUGGUCAUCAACAUGGAAUGGGGCAACUUCCGUUCAUCUCAUCUCCCACUUACAGAAUAUGAUCAAGCAAUGGAUGCUGAGAGCUUGAACCCCGGUGAACAGAUUUACGAGAAGAUGAUUUCUGGCAUGUACUUGGGAGAAAUUUUACGCAAAGUUCUGUGCAGGAUUGCUGAAGAGGCUGCCAUUUUUGGUGAUGCUGUGCCCCCAAAGCUUAAAAUUCCAUUUAUAUUAAGGACCCCUGAUAUGUCUGCAAUGCAUCACGACGCAUCUUCUGAUCUCAAAGUCAUUGGAAGCAAGUUAAAGGAUGUCCUGGAGAUAUCUAACACUUCCCUAAAAACAAGAAAACUAGUGGUUGAGCUCUGUGACAUCGUCGCUGUUCGCGGAGCCCGUCUUGCGGCAGCUGGGAUUUUAGGCAUCCUCAAGAAACUGGGUAAAGACACAGUGAAGCCCGGGGAGAAGCAGAGGUCAGUGAUAGCCUUGGACGGUGGGCUUUUUGAGCACUACACGAAGUUCAGAAAUGCCAUGGAGAGCACCCUCAAGGAGUUGAUGGGCGACGCAUCCGAAUCUGUUGUCAUCGUGCAUUCCAACGACGGUUCAGGCAUCGGGGCUGCCCUCCUCGCCGCCUCAAACUCCCAGUAUCUGGAGGUUGAGGAAUCCUAACAAAGUGUACUUCUGGUAAAGGGGGUUUUGAAUGUUUUAGUCAUUGUAUAUUUUCUCCUUCAAAGACAUGGUGCUAGCAAACCCUUUAUUUAAGGUUCAUGCAUCGAGCUGUUGCCUGUUUGGUUUUUUUUUUUUUUUUGUUUCCCUGGGUCUGAAAGGUGUAUUGUUACUAGUGAACUAUUCCAUUUUCUCAUUAGACAAGACGAAUAAAAGUGAGGGAUUGAGGAUGUUUUUCUCAAA
Diospyros lotus (date-plum) is the source of this 1870-nucleotide messenger RNA. Its product is annotated as hexokinase-1-like. The transcript has 9 exons. Gene Ontology annotation, molecular function: ATP binding; fructokinase activity; D-glucose binding. Gene Ontology annotation, cellular component: cytosol; mitochondrion. Gene Ontology annotation, biological process: intracellular glucose homeostasis; glucose 6-phosphate metabolic process; glycolytic process. The coding region runs from base 140 to 1630 and encodes 496 amino acids. The record is from RefSeq and is a predicted model, not a curated record. NCBI's taxonomy places the organism in Eukaryota, Viridiplantae, Streptophyta, Magnoliopsida, Ericales, Ebenaceae.